GCCCAUGACAUCAAGACUAUACAAGCAUUGAAAAUCUUGGCAUAUCUUGCACUAAACUGUCGCAUAUCACUGGUUGAAGUCGUGAAACACAGCAACGAAAGAGCAUACCACAGACAUAUUCAUCAUCAUGAAGUUCUCGGCAUUCACAACCAUCCUCGCCACCGCGGGCUCUGUUUCAGCAGCAGCAAUCAAAGGCCGAGACGACAAGAGCGAUGCACAACGCGACUACGACCUGCAAACAGAGGACCUCAAGCAGAGCGGACUCUGCCGCUUCUACAAAGGCGACCAGCCAGAGUACUCCAAGUACCAGGACUUGUGCGAGCCCAAGUGUGGUGAGGCGAGGAAGCUCGCCAUUGAUGACGGCAAGACGUUUAGCGUCAGCUGUUCCGCCAGCCAGGCCACGGCGGUUCCGUGGUUUCAAGAUCCCCAGGGAAACGGAGAGUUCACGCUAGGUCAGUGUUUAUGUAACCUGCCGAUCGUCAACUUCGUCGGCGAGACCUUUGUCGCUUCACUGCCUGCGCUGGGCCAGGUCGUUUGCUCCGUUUGGAAGCUGGCUACCGUGGACGCUGCUAAGCUUCUUGCCGGGACGCUUAGCACUGGGGGUGCCGGCACGGCCACGCAGACAUUAUUGAAGGUCGCCAAGAUGUUGGCGAAGCAGGGCAAAGGUGCCUCUGAGUAUGAGGAAUAUGUUAAAAAGCACUUAGCAGCGGGCGAUUCUUGCAGUUUCAACAUUAAACAGAUGUUCGAGGACGCGCUGAAGAUCUCCGACGAAGAUCUUGCCAAUGUCGGCGGUGCUUAGAGUCUGUAAAGUUGUAUUUAAGCCUUGUUUGGAUACGGGUCAAAUUGUGUUAUGAGUACGAGUAGAUGUACACUACGUUAUAGACAAUGGGAAGCGGAUAUGGUCCCGUGGGCCGGUCUGCGCAGGACAGCCGAAG
Messenger RNA from Truncatella angustata, 935 nucleotides. RefSeq lists its product as uncharacterized. The transcript has 2 exons. Lineage: Eukaryota; Fungi; Ascomycota; Sordariomycetes; Amphisphaeriales; Sporocadaceae. The coding region runs from base 128 to 799 and encodes 223 amino acids. The record is from RefSeq and is a predicted model, not a curated record.